This is a messenger RNA of Blastomyces dermatitidis ER-3, 2373 nucleotides long. RefSeq names its product mRNA splicing factor. Gene Ontology annotation, biological process: mRNA splicing, via spliceosome. The record is from RefSeq and is a predicted model, not a curated record. The coding region runs from base 148 to 1896 and encodes 582 amino acids. Gene Ontology annotation, cellular component: catalytic step 2 spliceosome. The transcript has 2 exons. Lineage: Eukaryota; Fungi; Ascomycota; Eurotiomycetes; Onygenales; Ajellomycetaceae. Gene Ontology annotation, molecular function: protein binding; mRNA binding.
UGUUAACUGAGUUUGAUAUUGACUGCAUAGUUGGUCUACUUCGGUAGCCGUAAAAUUUGGUUGUCUUCACGGCAAGCAACGAACCAGCUUCCUCAUUCCCACGCGGGUUAUAUCAACUUGUUGCGCACAGAAAUAGAACCCAUAACUAUGACUUCCCUACUGGGUGCUAAUUAUGAAUCUGCCAGCGACGACGAUGCGCAAAAUGCGCCCGUCAAGGCAACGCCAGCUCCAGCGCCAGCUUCUAGCGUCAUCGCGGCGCCUGAUGUCUCCAUAGAGGAUUCUUCACGCUUGCAGCUGAUGCUUGCCAAACCGACCGAUACUACCUUGACCUACAACGCCACCUAUGAUGACCUAACACGACCAACCUUGGGACCAGAAAACCCCUUUCGUUCCGUGCAUGGGGGUAACGCGCUGAAGAGGAAAAAUGUGCUGACGGGACAUGCAGAGGAGACUUUGAUGAGCGAGGCGACGUUUAACUCUCAACAUCGAACGUUCCAGGCCUUUGGAUACACUCAGGACCCAACCGUCCCUGGGGGGUUUGUCGGAGAUUUGGAGGCCGCUGCGCGUCAGGGGGGUAAAGAUGUGGUACAAAUGCGUCCCUCCAAGGAGGUUAGCGCUGCGCUGAGGAGGAAGAGGCAGAAAAAAGGAGAUUCUAGUAUCGUUGAAGGAGAAGGCGCAUAUGUCGGACCUUGGGCGAGAUAUGAGGAUGACGAUCACAUGUACGAGGAAGAGUUGGACCUAGCUGGUCGGGAACUGGCCAGCGAUGAGGAAUAUAUUGAGGAAGCGAUCGUACCGUCGAAUAUACCGGCUAUGGAUAAAAAGGCUACAGCGUACAAGGAAGAUACGUCUCAUACCGAAACGACAGAAUUUCAUGGUUCGGAACAGUUCGACUACCAAGGAAGGACGUACAUGCAUGUUCCACAGGAUCUGGGCAUCGACCUCAAGAAGGACGUGGGCAGCAUUAAAAAUUACGUACCCAAAAAACUGGUUCAUACCUGGAAAUCACAUACAAAACCCAUCACCUCCUUACGCUUCUUCCCAAACUCAGGCCACCUCCUCCUCUCUUCCUCUGCCGACUCGAAAAUCAAAAUAUGGGAUGCCUACCACUCCCGAGAACUAUUACGGACAUAUUCCGGCCACUCCAACGCAGUCACCGACACGACCUUCCACCCAACUGGCACCACUUUUCUCUCCGGCUCAUACGAUCGACAAAUCAAGCUCUGGGACACAGAAUACGGCAAGUGCAUAUCACGUUUUUCAACGGGCAAAACGCCGCACGUCAUUCGCUUCAACCCAGACCCAGAACACAGCCAUGAAUUCCUCGCCGGUAUGUCCGAUAAAAAGAUCAUCCAAUUCGACACACGCACCGGCGCCAUCACGCAGGAAUACGACCACCAUCUCGCCGCCGUCAACACCCUUACCUUCGUCGACAACAACCGCCGUUUCAUCUCCACCUCAGACGACAAGUCGCUGCGUGCGUGGGAAUAUAACAUUCCCGUCCCCAUCAAGUUUAUCGCAGAACCGUACCUAUACGCCCUCGUGCGCGCCGCGCCCCAUCCCAACGGCAAAUACGUCGCCUUCCAGUCAGGCGACAAUCAGAUCGUCGUGUACGCAUCGACGGAUAAGUUCCGGCAGAAUCGCAAAAAGAGUUUCCGUGGACAUAAUAAUGCUGGGUACGCGAUUGAUGUUGCUAUCAGUCCUGACGGGCAGUUCGUCACAUCCGGUGAUAGUGGUGGGUAUGUGUGUUUCUGGGAUUGGAAGACGGGGAAGAUGUGGCAUAAGAUUCAGGCGGGAGGGAAGGAAGGGGCUGCAAUUACAUGUGUAGAAUGGCAUCCGCAGGAGACUAGUAAGGUUGCUACGGCUGGAUUGGAGGGCGUUAUUAAGUAUUGGGAUUAAGAUUGGGUUAGAUAAUGCUCUUUUUUCUUUUCUUUUCUUUUUUCUUUUUUUUUUUUUUCGACUUAUUUUCAUUUUUUAAGUUAAGCCUGUGAUGGUUAUGGGGUGUGGGGGAGUUCUAAAUUUUCUUCGGUCUUACAUACCAUAUAAUCUGUAUAACUAUUGUAUUAUGUCAUGCUAGCGCCAAUUAUUCGGAAAUAAGGAUGCGAAAAAGAAGACAUUCUAAUAUCAUUCUGUGAUGAUCAAUUUUCAUGCUGGCAGGACAGCUAUAACUAUAUCUAUAUGAAGGAUUUAUACAUUUAGCGCACAUCACAAUUCCUGUUUUCGCUAGAUAGAUGAAGGGGAGCAUAAGGGUACUAGACGUAUGUAAUGCAUAUGUAAAAAGCAACACAAUGCUCUCAAAAAUGUCAGGAUCAAAUCACAAAAAGGGCAAUGUAAAUGAAAACACAACAGAGCAGCUUUAAUGCACUUUGUCCUUCG